Molecule: messenger RNA, 1149 nt
Organism: Marasmius oreades (fairy-ring Marasmius)
Lineage: Eukaryota; Fungi; Basidiomycota; Agaricomycetes; Agaricales; Marasmiaceae
Exons: 5
Coding region: 1-1149 (382 amino acids)
Source: RefSeq, a predicted model, not a curated record
AUGUAUGAAUCUAUGAUGUUGGCGACCCUGCACCACUUCCCGUCUUUUCAGAUUGCUUCCCAACCAGCACCAGCUUCGUCCACUCUCGAUGUCCCAGACUCCCUAGUACAUUGGAUGGCGAUGAACUACACAAAAAUGUCGUACUUCCAAACACUUCCAUUCCUUUCAAUCCUCACUCUUAACCUGUCAUCAACCUUCGUCUUCUUCCUCUGUGUAAUAGGACUCCCUCAAUGUCAAGCCUUGGAAUUCAGAAGCAUCUCGGGGCCCCCAGAAACGAGUGGUUCCAUUGACCCGGGCGGUGUAGUGAUUGUUGGGUGCACACUACAAUAUCCAGGAAAACUCGAUAGUUCAUCCUCCCUCCACCUGGUGGGGACAGAUGGAAACCGGACUCAAGUGUCGUUUUCCUCGUUAAACUCUACGACAUCAUCUCAGUCAUACUCGACUGUACCUAUUCCGAAGGACGUGCAGAGUGGUUACUAUUUUUUAGUAGCCGUUGAUACAAACCGGACGGUCAUUGCGAGCAGUUACAAUUUCCAAAUUAGUGACAAUGUAAGGGAUUCUGACAAUACCAUGACAAGUGACCUCCCAGGGUCCCCUACCAACCUAACAACUCCCGAAAAAUUGAAGAACUCGAACGUCGGCGCCAUCGCAGGAGGCGUAGUCGGAGGUGUAGUCGGACUGGUCCUGCUCGCAUUUGCCAUCUUCUUUUUCAUCCGUUGGAGGAGAAGAAAAAAGGAUUAUUCCGAAAAUUCUGCAACAGAUAUGACACAGUACUUUGAAGAACCAACACCUUUCCUUAGCACCGCACCGUCUGAAGCGGAAGUUAACUGGCAAGAUGAUGGUGCUCUGACCAUAGUAGGAGCUUCCAAAAUGAGACAGCAGAAGAAGGAGAUGCUCGGACAGCGAGAACGGCUUGAACGUCAGUUGGAAGAUUAUCUUCAAGGAGUUGGAUCUCCAAGCGAAAUCGGCACUGGAAAUGGUGGUCUUGAUUCUGUUCCAUCUAGAGCCGUUGGCGCGGGCAGCGACGAUGCGCCGGCUGUUCCAGAACUUCAAGAGCAGGUCAAUGUCAUGACGCAGAGGAUAGCCAUAUUAGAGGCGGAGCUGGCUGAACAGGCACCACCGGAGUAUGCUUCUCAGUAUAAUCCGUGA